Messenger RNA from Suncus etruscus (white-toothed pygmy shrew), 1622 nucleotides. It is a transcript of the gene DCAKD, whose product is annotated as dephospho-CoA kinase domain containing. The coding region runs from base 266 to 961 and encodes 231 amino acids. Gene Ontology annotation, biological process: coenzyme A biosynthetic process. The transcript has 5 exons. NCBI's taxonomy places the organism in Eukaryota, Metazoa, Chordata, Mammalia, Eulipotyphla, Soricidae. Gene Ontology annotation, molecular function: dephospho-CoA kinase activity; ATP binding. The record is from RefSeq and is a predicted model, not a curated record.
GCCUUUAAGAGUGGUCGGGUUGACCCUGCUAGGCACUGGUAGCCGCGUGGGCUGCUGGGAGUUGUAGUUUCGAGCCGCUCCAGGGUUUUCGGGCGUGGAGGCUCCAAAAGCUCAGGUUUGCCCUCCGCCUGCCCUUGCUAGUGCUCGGCCGCGGGUGAGCCGUUAUCGGCGGCCGUUCAGGACCGUUACAUCCCCGGCAGGUGGGAUAUCCUUCUGUCUGUGAUGCGUGACACCCCCCAGCUGCAGGCUUGAGUCCCCAGUGAAGAUGUUCUUGGUGGGACUGACUGGGGGCAUCGCCUCUGGCAAGAGCUCCGUGCUGCAAGUGUUCCAGCAGCUGGGCUGUGCCGUCGUUGAUGUGGACGUCAUUGCCCGGCACGUGGUCCAGCCUGGGUACCCCGCACACCAGCGCAUCGUGGAGGCCUUUGGCACUGAGAUCUUGCUGGAGAAUGGGGACAUCAACCGCAAGGCCCUGGGGGACAUUGUCUUCAACCAGCCCGACCGGCGGCACCUGCUUAACACCAUCACGCACCCCGAGAUCCAGAAGGAAAUGAUGAGGGAGACCAUCAAGUACUUCCUUCGGGGGUACCGUUAUGUGAUUUUGGACAUCCCCCUGCUCUUUGAGACCAAGAAGCUGCUCAAGUUCCUGAAGCACACGGUGGUUGUGUACUGUGACCGUGACACACAGCUGGCCCGGCUCAUGCGGCGAAACAGCCUGAGCCGUGAGGACGCAGAGGCCCGGAUCAAUGCCCAGCUGCCCCUGAAGGACAAGGUCCACCUUGCCAGCCAUGUCCUGGACAACUCAGGCGAGUGGAGCCUCACCAAGCGCCAGACGGUGCAGCUGUUCGCCGAGCUGGAGCGCUCGCUGGAGUACCUGCCGCUGAGGCUCGGCAUCCUGGCAGGGCUGGCCUGCGUCAUCAGCCUGCUCCACCUGCUCGUCCGUUGCCUCAUGUUGCAGUCCUAGGUGGCCUGACUCUGUCCUUUUCGCUCUCUUUUCCCGGCCCUAUGCCCUACCCUGGGGUCCCUCCCCCAUGCAGGAACAGCCCCACUGCCAUCAACUUCUCCUCAACUGUCCCAGGACAUCUGCUCCAUCUGCACCUUCUGCAAAGCAGAGCAGAGAACUGAUUGUGUAUCUUCCUUGGGGUGAGCUGAGGGACCCCAGGCUUUCCCAGGAUUUAAUCUGGAAGAGUUCCAGGGUUCCACUCUCUAAGCAAGUGUCCCAUCGAGGCCCAGCCCAAGAUGGGGAACCCUGGACACCACAGCCAGGCCAGUGGGGGGGGUUUUGGGAGCACCGUUCACCGGCCUGGCCUUUCUUCUGCAUGUCCCCAUCCUGCCCCAUCUCCACUCUUGUUCUGGCUUGAACAUGCUCGUCUGCCGGUUUCCUGCUGUCUCGACACUGUGCCUUUACCCUUGCCCUCUAACCUACAUUUCCUCCUCCCUUGCCCCCAAGGUGACUCUCAGGACACUGAUACCUUCUCCCACAUUUGCCCUGAUCGUCCACCUUGAGCUGGUGGUGGUGGGCUCCUGAGGGCAGGGACCUCACUGUCUUUCUUUGUUUCUGGUACUCAGCCUACCACCUCUGGUGCUGAAUAAAGUGUGUGGCGCUGAAGGGCCAUGUGUUCGAA